AUGCAACUCAGAUUGGGAGGAGCUAGCAUUGAAAGGAAAUUGCAACUGGAAGAAUUGGAGUGCAUCCGGUUAGAAGCUUAUGAAAACUCAAGGCUCUACAAAGAAAAGGUGAAAGCGGAACAUGAUCGGAACAUCAAGAGAAGAGAGUUUAGAGCUGGAGAUCAAGUCCUCCUCUAUAACUCAAAGUUGAGGUUAAUGUCGGGCAAACUGAGAUCAUGGUGGGAUGGACCAUAUGUGGUGGAAAGGGUUGAACCGUAUGGAGUUGUCCACUUGAGUCACCCAUCAAGCCCUACAUUCUUCAAAGUCAAUUGCCACCGUUUGAAAUUCUAUCAUGGUGUGAAGAUGAAGAACAAUAAAGAGAUGGAGAUCUUUCUCUUGAGAGACCCAGCCGUGGAAGAGGAUUGA
Arachis ipaensis is the source of this 405-nucleotide messenger RNA. RefSeq lists its product as uncharacterized. The record is from RefSeq and is a predicted model, not a curated record. Lineage: Eukaryota; Viridiplantae; Streptophyta; Magnoliopsida; Fabales; Fabaceae.